Molecule: messenger RNA, 1998 nt
Organism: Phaedon cochleariae (mustard beetle)
Lineage: Eukaryota; Metazoa; Arthropoda; Insecta; Coleoptera; Chrysomelidae
Source: the annotation of a GenBank genome assembly
AUGGCUGAUAAAGAACAGGACAAACUUCCUGAUAUUGUAACUGACCAAGAAAGGGACAUUGCUCAAAAUGCUAUAUCUGAAUUCAAGAAAAAGAACUACAUAGCUUGUCUACAGUUCCUGAAUAAGCUAGAAAAUAGAAAUAAUGACUUGAAAGUCAUCCAUAAUAAAGCAAUCUUAGAAUUCUACAAGAGUGAUUGCAAGAAAACUGAUUUACUACAGAAGAACUUGACUACUAUUUGUAAUCAGUUCCAGAUAAAAUCUGAGAAGAUGGAUGAUUUGGAUCAUUGCAUUAUUUUAUUCAAUCAAGCUGUUAUACUGUACCACCAACGUCAGUACACUGCUGCACAAAGAAUAAUGGAUAGGGUCUACAAAUUCAUUGAACCAAUGGAGGAAUCCCUGGCAAAGCAAGUCAGCCUCUUGGCAAUAGAGCUGCAACUGUGUCUCAGACAACCUGAUAAAGCAUUGACCCUGAUCAAUUAUUUAGAAAAUAACUUGAUGUAUGGUGGGUCUAUUCCAUUGAAGGGUUUAGAUAAAAUGGGAAAAGAAAGAAAGAUUCAACUGCCACCUCCCAAACCCUUGCCUGAAGAAUUUGAGAGAAAAUUACUUAAAUAUAAACUCAGGUGCUAUGUGAUGAACCACUCAUUGAAAACUGCUGUCAAAGAAGUCCAAGUACUCCUUAAAGAUAAAUCAAGUAUUGAUGCGAUGUUUCUAGCGGCGCAUGUAGAAUAUUUAAAAGGAAAUCACAAGGACGCUGUCAAAAUUUUGACAGCAAUACCGGCGGAUUGCUUAUGUUACAGUUCUUGUGGAGAAUCGUCGACGGUGAUGUUCUACAGCAACAUGGGUGUCAUCCACCAUGCCCUAGGAAAACCAAAUCUAGCUUGUCAUUAUUUCCAGAUGGCUUUGAAAGAGGACUUGAAAGGCACCCAAAAGAACGGUUCAAGAAAGGACGAUAGUGAACAGUUUUUGUACUGUUUGGGCAGUACAAAGUACCACGAACUGAUGUAUAACCUUGGGAUUUCGUUGCUCCACGCUGGAAAACCGACUCAAGCUUUCGACUGCCUUAUAAUAGCAGUCAGAAGGUAUCACCGGAAUUCCAGAUUGUGGAUGAGAUUGGCGGAAUGUUGCAUUAUGAUCCACAAAGAGACCAACGAAAUCGACUUCGAAAAACAAAAAAACCUCAUCGCCGACAUAGCCGGCUCCAGGGACAAGCAACGCCUCGUCCUCACCACCAACCUGUCCAAAGACAAGAAAUACAGCUCGGACAGCCAAUCCUAUGCCGUGCCCGUCCCCACCCUCGAAUUCGCAUCGCUGUGCCUGCGCAACGCGUCCCUGCUCGUCCCCUCUCAAACGGCCACACCCCCCGUGCCGCUCUUCCUCAUUCCCGGCGUCACGCCUCCCGCUCCGCCCCCUUCUCCUGGCCCCGCCCCUUCCAGCCCGUUGGAUGGGGAGGGCGUGGCUACGCUACGUAAUGGUAUAUUAGCGGCGAGCGCGUAUGUGGCGCUUUGUUUAGGGGAUUACGUGGUAGCGUUGGAGCAUGCCAAGGAGAUGUUGGAGCAACCGAAAUUGUCGGGGCUGCACAAGUUACUUGCACAUUUGUAUGCUGCCGAAGCUUUAGUAUUGCUGGAUAAAAUUUCAGACGCGAUAGAUCAUUUGAAUCCCGAUAAUAUCACAGAUAUAUCCUUUGAGUUAUCAUCAGAUAAGGAAACGGUUGAUGAGGAGGUGAUGAAAACGAAUCCUCCUCCUAGGUGGUUUCCGAAUAAUCUGCAAACUGUUCAUGCUGUCAUGCAGUAUAAUAUUGCAGUGGCAAAGACAAUUCGUGGCCAGCUAGAUCAAGCAACUGGUAUAUUGAGACAAGUUUGGCAGCAGAGAGGUCAGACUUGUAAAGUACCAACUCAUAUAUUCAUGUUAUUCAUUUAUAUCGAGCUGCAAUUAGGACACACGGAUGUUGCCAAAAAUUUGAUUCGACAUUAUCCAUACCAACAGAGAAUAACUGUGUGA